Conger conger (European conger) is the source of this 2370-nucleotide messenger RNA. Its product is annotated as metal transporter CNNM4. NCBI's taxonomy places the organism in Eukaryota, Metazoa, Chordata, Actinopteri, Anguilliformes, Congridae. Gene Ontology annotation, biological process: magnesium ion transport; magnesium ion homeostasis. Gene Ontology annotation, cellular component: plasma membrane. Bases 1 to 2370 code for a protein of 789 amino acids. The record is from RefSeq and is a predicted model, not a curated record. Gene Ontology annotation, molecular function: sodium ion transmembrane transporter activity; magnesium ion transmembrane transporter activity. The transcript has 7 exons.
AUGGCGACAGGAUGGAGUGGACAGGGGUAUGUUCUAACUUUGAUCGUUUUUCUCUGGGGUGCAGUGGCCGGACGAAUGGAGACAGUUGUCGGGGGGAUCAGCGCCAGCCGGAUCUUGGGCAUGCGGCUGGAGAGGAGCGACAAACCAGCCACGACCACUGAUGACGGGGUCAUCCAGGUAACGGAGGAGAGCAGCGUCCAGCUCAGGUUUUAUGGGGUGCAUAUGAACUCUGGCACCUGGUCACAGAUCAGGUUCACGGAGCACGGGGACAGCGGGGAGGAGGGCAACAGUAAUGACAAUGUUAACAGGACUUGUGCCGAUUUUACCAAAGACAUCAGCAUCAGCAAUUACAUGAACGUCAGUAAGCAGGGCACAUCGGGGGUGCUCGGAAUUAACAUUAAGCCACUCCGCAAGAGCGAGCCGCAGAAGGAGUAUGGUCUGUGCGUCAAGAGUAACCCCGAAGGAAGGUGGCACUUGCUGGGGGACAGCGAUGGCAGGAUGCUGGUGGUGGAGGAGAAGAAGUCGCUGCUGCCGAUAUGGUUUCAGGGCAUCCUAAUUUGCUGCCUGCUGAUGCUGUCCGGCAUGUUUAGUGGGCUCAACCUGGGGCUGAUGGCCCUGGACCCCAUGGAGCUUCGCAUAGUCCAAAGUUGUGGUACUGACAAAGAGAAGCGUUACGCUCGCAAAAUAGAGCCAAUUCGCAGCAAAGGGAACUACCUGCUCUGUUCGCUACUGUUAGGGAAUGUUUUGGUCAACACCACGCUCACAAUCCUUCUGGACGACCUGAUCGGCUCUGGCCUGGGGGCAGUGGUCGCUUCCACGGUUGGCAUUGUCAUUUUUGGUGAGAUCGUGCCCCAGGCACUGUGCUCUCGCCACGGUUUGGCCGUUGGGGCAAACACCAUUCUUUUGACGAAGUUCUUCAUGGUUUUAACCUUUCCGUUGUCCUUCCCGGUCAGCAAGCUGCUGGACUGCGUGCUUGGCCAGGAGAUUGGCACCGUGUACAACCGGGAGAAGCUCGUAGAGAUGUUGAAAGUGACAGAGCCCUACAAUGAUUUGGUAAAAGAGGAGCUGAACAUUAUCCAGGGCGCACUGGAGCUCCGAACCAAGACCGUGGAAGACGUGAUGACACCGCUGAGUAACUGCUUUAUGAUCCAUAUCGACGCGAUUCUGGACUUCAACACCAUGUCAGAGAUCAUGCAAAGCGGCUACACGCGCAUCCCGGUCUACGACGAGGAACGGUCGAACAUUGUUGACAUUCUCUAUGUCAAAGAUUUGGCUUUCGUGGACCCGGACGACUGCACAACGCUUAAAACCAUCACCAAGUUCUACAACCACCCGGUCCACUUCGUCUUCCACGAUACCAAACUCGACGCUAUGCUAGAGGAGUUCAAGAAAGGUAAGUCCCACCUGGCCAUAGUGCAGAAGGUGAACAGUGAGGGGGAGGGCGAUCCCUUCUAUGAGGUGCUGGGUCUGGUCACACUAGAGGACGUCAUAGAGGAGAUCAUCAAGUCUGAGAUCCUGGAUGAGUCCGACCUCUACACUGAUAAUCGCAACAGAACAAAAGUGGCCUAUAACAAAAAUAAACCCGAUUUUUCUGCGUUCAAACAAGAGACUGAAUCCAAUGUGAAGAUUUCACCUCAGCUAAUGCUAGCUGCCCACCGCUUCCUGGCAACAGAGGUGAGCCUGUUCAGCCCGCUCCAGAUCACUGAGAAGGUGCUUCUGAGGAUCCUGAGACACCCGCACGUCAUCCAGGAGAUCAAAUUCAGCGACAGCAGCAAGCACUCCCCCCAGCACUACAUCUACCAGCGCGGCAAGGCCGUGGACUACUUCAUCCUGAUCCUGCAGGGCCGGGUUGAGGUGGAGGCAGGAAACGAGAACAUGAAGUUCGAGACAGGACCUUUCUCAUACUACGGUGUCAUGGCUUUGAGCUCCCCCCCCCUGGAGUUUCGCUCUCCGUCCCACGUCAGCGGACUGAACCGCUCGGCCUCUCUGAGCUGCACAGAGCGUGCCGAGUCUCUCUCCAUCAGCGGCAGCAACACCCAGCUCAGCAGCGCCUCCUCUCCGCACUACACCCCCGACUUCAGCGUGCGCGCGCUCACAGACCUGCAGUUCGUCAAGAUCACACGCUCGCAGUACCAGAAUGGGCUGAUGGCGUCGCGGCUGGACAGCACCCCACAGUCCCCCGAAACGGAGCACAGGAGGCUGGGGGGGCCCACGCCCCCCCCCACCCAGCCUGGCGAGGCCACGGAGAACGGGCCGGAUGAGACCACCUCCCUGCUGACCGAGCAGAACUGCAUGCUGCCCUCCCGCCCCAACCACACCCAUAUGCUGACCCAGCUCCACAGCCAUGCCCACACCGAGAGCACCAUCUGA